GGCGGGGGUCGGUGAGGAGGGUGCGAACACUAAAUACGUUCCCUUUAAAUCAGAGGGACAGUGGGGGCCAGAAGAUAAAAAAAAGAGGAGAAGAAAGAAAAGAGGGGGAGGGAAAAUCUGAAAAAAAGAGAAAGAUGACAUCCCCCCUCCGAGGCGGAGCCACGGACUGCAGCCGAAACGGAGCGUGUUAGAGCGGGGACGAGAUCUACGAAACACCGAGGCUUUGCAGCGACGCCGCGGCCUCAGUGGACCUGCUGAGCUGCAGAUGGUGAUCAGCGCCGCAAAAUUCCUUUCUGCACUGCCUUUAGUUUGCAUGCUCCAGAUACUCCUGUAGACAUAAGCAACAGUAUUUCAAGUUCACAUGAAAGCUACAGAAUGGAACCCGCGUCGCACUUCCACAACCAGAACGUCAGCUUCACGGGAACCGAUCAUAUUUUAUUCACUCAUUGCUUCAUUCACAGAACCAGUGAGGUGCAGAGAGACGUUGGAUUCAAAUUGACAGCGUCUUUCUCUGGUUUCAACCGCCGAUCCGGAACCGAGCUGGACGCCUGAGAACCAUCCGAAGUCCAGCAUGGACACGUCCUGGAGCAACUUCCUCUUCCAGACUACAACUCCGGGCCAGCAGGAGGCGCCACUGCAGGCGGUGCUGCUCCCAGAACUCAGCGACACAACCCAAAACACGGAGGCAGAACAGCUGGUGACGCCGCCCUCAACUGUGGACACCGCUGCUCUGAGCGAGGAGCCACUACCUGACAAACCAAAGCCUGCACGUCCCACCCACAUAUGUGCCACCUGCAACAAGGAGUUCAAGAACAGCUACAACCUGCGGCGCCACCAGUCAGUCCACACCGGCAUCAGGAUGAAGGACCGCGUUUCUCGGGAGAAGGAAGAGGGUAUCAAGGUGGAGAAGCAGAUGGUACCCCUGUCCCUCCUUCAGCUCACCCUCCCCCCGCAAACGGCGCCUCCACCCAAUGGACAGGAUGGCCUCCCCCAGUCUGGUCAGCUGACAGGUCAUGACCAAGUCAUAUCCGUGUCCAUCACCCCAGCGACAGUCACCAUGGCUGCACCAGCUCAGCCCCUGCAGGCGGCAGUGGUGGUGGUGGGCUCGCUGGAGCAGACCCCGGCCCCGGCUGCCAACCCGGCGGCCCCUCCGGUACGGAAGAACCACGCGUGCGAGGCCUGCGGGAAAGCCUUCCGAGACGUUUACCACCUGAACCGGCACCGACUGUCCCACUCGGACGAGAAGCCGUACUCGUGUCCCGUCUGCCAGCAGCGCUUCAAGAGGAAAGACCGCAUGAGCUAUCAUGUGCGCUCACACCAGGGAGGUGUGGAGAAGCCGUAUGUGUGUCCGCACUGCGCCAAAGCCUUCUCACGCCCGGAUCAUCUCAACAGCCACGUCCGGCAGGUCCACUCCACAGAGCGGCCCUUCAAGUGCACGACGUGCACGUCAGCGUUCGCCACGCGGGACCGCCUUCGCGCACACCUGAUCCGUCAUGAGGAGAAGGUUCCGUGUCACAUCUGUGGGAAGCUGCUGUCGGCUGCUUACAUCACUGAUCACAUGAGAGUCCACAACCAAUCACAGCAUCACGCCUGCCACCUGUGCAACCGCAGCUUCACCACGCUCACCUACCUGCGGGUCCACGCUCAGAAACACCACGGUCAGGAGUGGAAGGAGAGUGGGGGGGCACGGGGAGCUUUUGGGGGGGCCGGCGGGGUGCUGCUCUGCCAGCUGUGUGGGGUCCAGUGUAAAACCGCCACUCAGCUCCAGGGUCACAUGGGCACACAUGCCAACCAGGGGGAUGUCGACACAAGCAUGGCGGGUACGGUGGCGCGACCCAGCGAGGUGGUGAGUGUGACCAGUGCCACCACCGUAGAACUACUGGUCACAGACUGCUCCAGCAUCGCAGCCCCACCACACAGCUAGCAAGCUCAAGAGGUCAAAGGUUAUCAGUGACACAUGGCGACUAACAGCAGCCGGACAAGACUUCUACACACAAACCACCCACACCUGAAGACAUGGAGGAAACUGGACUCAGCCGCACCUCAGAACCUGGUUCUUCUGCACAACAGGUCUGCUCUGGCGUGAAAGUAUAUCGACCCAAUUCAAUCAAUGCAGUUCUGAUCAGCCUUUUUUUAUCAGUUUCGCCAUUUUGAUUCCUAACAUCCGCACACACACACACGACACACAAGCACUUCAGGGCUGCAGACGUCGGUACAAGUUUGACUGGCUGUUUCAGGUCUGGACUUCUACUAGCAGCCUGAUGAACUCUCCUGCUGAAAGAUGAAUGUGAAGGACUCUUCUUCUGUUGCUCUUGUUUCUGGUUCUGGUCCAAUGCUCCAGAUCCAUAUCAUUUGUAGUUUCCAUGGUGAAGCGCGUCUGUGGCCAUAGAUGUUUAAUAAAGAGUCAAACACCCAAGUCCAGUCCAAUGUGUGAUUCUGUGUGACGGACUAGACUGAGAAGAUGGAUGGAAGUCCAUUUUAGGUAGAGUUUGAAAGUGUGCGCCAGGUGAAGGAAGC
This is a messenger RNA of Synchiropus splendidus (mandarinfish), 2517 nucleotides long. It is a transcript of the gene maza, whose product is annotated as myc-associated zinc finger protein. The transcript is spliced from 8 exons. Gene Ontology annotation, biological process: regulation of transcription by RNA polymerase II. NCBI's taxonomy places the organism in Eukaryota, Metazoa, Chordata, Actinopteri, Syngnathiformes, Callionymidae. Gene Ontology annotation, molecular function: RNA polymerase II cis-regulatory region sequence-specific DNA binding; DNA-binding transcription factor activity, RNA polymerase II-specific. Gene Ontology annotation, cellular component: nucleus. The coding region runs from base 572 to 1924 and encodes 450 amino acids. The record is from RefSeq and is a predicted model, not a curated record.